AUGUAUCUCCUUGGUUUAGAAGUGGGUUAUAUUUAUGAUGGGUUCUUCUUUAGUCAGUCUAAAUAUGCCAAAGAUGUCAUGUCUCGUGUUGACUUACUUCACUCUAAACCAGUUCCCACUCCUUUGGCUACUCAUGAAACCUUUACACCUGAUGGACCGUUAUUUUCUGGUCUAACUCUCUACCGCUCACUUGUAGGUGCUCUUCAGUACUUAACCAUUACUCGACCAGAUCUCUUAUGUGCUAUCAAUCACGCGAGUCUAUAUCUUCAUGCCCCUACUGAUGCUUACUUUCCCUCAGUUAAGUGGAUAUUGCGCUAUGUUAAAGAUUGUUUCUGGAGAUUAAGAUCUCAUCAUAGCGCAAGUCAUCAGGUGGCUGAAGGGCUCACAAUUGAUGGAAUAUUGGAAAACUGGUCAAAGAUAAAGCCAGUAAUAAUGGGAAAAUGGAGUGAAAACUUGUUGAUAUGUUUGGAAAAGUUAGGGAUGAAUGGAUUCAUAAUGACUUGGCUACCUGGAUUGGAGCUAACAGGUGAACAUGAAGGUUAUUAGGCUUGAAAAAUUAAAAAGAUGAAAUAUAGAAUGAAUGACCUUGUUUUUGUCAUAUAACACUUGAGAUGAAGAUGGCAGAUGAAGUGACAAACUUAUUUUCAUAAUACAACAUGUGAUAGUGAUAUGUGAUAAGAAGAUAGCAGUUGAGAUGAAGAUGAUGCCAGGUCAUAUUCAUAUUUUAAUUUCUUAUUCAACUUAAUGUUCUUUUAUGAUAAACCUAAAUAAAUAAUGUUGUUAUUUCUGAUAAACCUACUGAAUGUCUAUAAAUAAAGUUUAUUUGUUUCCCGG
Molecule: messenger RNA, 834 nt
Organism: Lactuca saligna
Lineage: Eukaryota; Viridiplantae; Streptophyta; Magnoliopsida; Asterales; Asteraceae
Source: the annotation of a GenBank genome assembly